CCGCCACGCACCCGUUUCCCGAGCCUCCAGUUGCAACCCCAAGAUUGAUGCUUGCAGAGCUGACUGUCAGGGCGCCCACUCUUCCGGGCGAGUGUGCAGGAAAAGGACGAAUACCUCGCAGCUGGAGGCAAACCCAGACAGCGGGAUGCAGAACUGCGGAGGCGGCUCAGUCGGGGGCUUCGGGGCCCGGAGAGCCUUCGACAAUAUCUGUCCCAACAGGAUGCUGGAUCUUUCCAGCCGUCAGCUCAGGAAGCCGGAGAAGUUGGAGAAGAAGUUUGUGCCCCCGCGGAAGCUCUUUGAGAGCAGCAGCCCCAUCUCUGUUUACACCGACCCCCCGGAGGCGGAGCUGGCAGGUUUGCCAGCCCUGACUACGAUUGACUGGCAGGAUUUCGCGGAUUGUUCCUCACUCCUGCACGAAGAGAGCUCCCCCAGCUGUGAUGCUGCGGCGUCACAGAGCCACUGUUCACAAACCGAGCCACAGUUUGAUCUGCAGGAUUUCAGGGAUGCAGUGGACAAUCUCAUAUCAGACCCAUCAUCUUUGAUGUCAUCUCCAAUGGGUCCUGAAGACUUUUCCUUCCCUUCCUGUGAAGUCUCUCCCUUUGGUUCCUGCAUUUCUCCCCAGCCGGAGCACCCUGUGCCUCACAUGAGCAUUCAGGGUGUUCCUCAUCCGGAGCAGUACUGGAAGGAAGUGGCCGACCAGAACCAGAAAGCCUUGGGAGAUGCCCUGGUAGAAAAUAAUCAACUGCACGUGACACUGACCCAGAAGCAGGAGGAGAUUGCGUCCUUGAAAGAAAGGAACAUUCAGCUGAAGGAGCUGGCCAGCCGGACUCGACACCUGGCUUCUGUCCUUGAUAAGCUGAUGAUCACCCAGGCCCAGGACUGCAGGGCUGCUCCGGAACCCUUCCUGCUCAAAGCCUCUGCUAAGAGGAGCCUGGAGGAGCUGCUCACUGUCAGCGGCCAGGACAGCGCCGAAGUGGACGCGAUCCUGAGGGAAAUCUCGGAGCAAUGCGAUGCGGCUCUACAGAGCCGGGACACCAAGCGGCCUCGGCUGCAGCCCGGGGCCCCAGGCACUGCCUCUCCGCCGCCGGCGCCCCUGCACGGGGCCUUCCGCGGGCUGCAGGCGGACUGCAGCCAGGGAUCCCUGAACCUGAGCCAUAGCGAGCUGGAGGACGGCGGCUCCUUCAGCACCCCGAUUCGGGACCACUGCACUAUCCGCACUCUGGCGUUCCCCCAAGGCAACGCCUUUACUAUACGGACCUCCAGCGGAGGCUACAAAUUCCGCUGGGUGCCCAGAUGAGCUCGGGGGGAGGGUAUCCUGAUUUCACUGACCUAACUGCUCUCUGACACCAGGAGGCACUGCCUGCACCGUGAUCGGAACUCCUUGGGCUUCGCCUGUCUCCGAAACUUCACUUUUGGGAAUGUCCUCUCCCUACCCGGCAUAUGAACCCCACUUUCAGUCCCCAGGGAUAUUGUUGUUGCUGUUAUUAAUAACUAAAGCAGGUUGUGGGAACAUACUGUAUUACAAAAUCUGUUAGUAAAUGCUGUUAGUAUAACAUCUCCCCCUUAAAAAGGUGGUGGUGGGGGAACAGGAUCUAAAAAUAUAGUGCCAUCACUUUACAAAUUAUGUAUUAUUCUGAAUGAGAAUCAUAGGGUAAAAAAAAAAAGCCUGUAAGGAAACCUAAAGCUCAAUCCUCUCAGUUUACAAUGAAUGAAACUAAAGUCCAGAGAAAUUUAGGAACUUGUCCAAGAUCACACAGCUAGUUAAAGGUUACUAGAUCCCAGGUCUCCCGACUACUAGCCCGGUGGUCUUCAUAGUGUUGUGUUCAGUUGUGGCUGACUUUUCGUGACUGCAUGGACCAUAACAGGACAAUGCCAUGAAGUUUUCAUCGCAAAGAUACUGGAAUGGUUUGCCAUUUCCUUCUGCAGUGGAUUAAGGCAAAUAGAGGUUAAGUGAC
This is a messenger RNA of Phascolarctos cinereus (koala), 1955 nucleotides long. It is a transcript of the gene MCIDAS, whose product is annotated as multiciliate differentiation and DNA synthesis associated cell cycle protein. Gene Ontology annotation, cellular component: nucleus. Lineage: Eukaryota; Metazoa; Chordata; Mammalia; Diprotodontia; Phascolarctidae. Gene Ontology annotation, biological process: negative regulation of cell cycle; negative regulation of DNA replication. The record is from RefSeq and is a predicted model, not a curated record.